This is a messenger RNA of Cyprinodon variegatus (sheepshead minnow), 2111 nucleotides long. RefSeq names its product TRPM8 channel-associated factor homolog. NCBI's taxonomy places the organism in Eukaryota, Metazoa, Chordata, Actinopteri, Cyprinodontiformes, Cyprinodontidae. The record is from RefSeq and is a predicted model, not a curated record. The coding region runs from base 1 to 1851 and encodes 616 amino acids. The transcript has 9 exons.
AUGGAUUUUAAAGGAGACCUGGAGUUUUUGCUACAAGGGGUUUCGGAUUUUGACCUCCAGGGAGAUGGAGUUCCCUCUUUAGCCCUGGUCCAUGGUCCUCUCUCUUUUUCUAUCUGUACGACAGACAAUGGAGAGACCUUUCUGGCAGGGUCAUACUAUGGACGGGGACGUGUCAUUCUGGUCACUCAUGAGGCGUUUCUGCAAUAUGAGACACUGGCAUCAUUUUGGAAGAAUGCUUUUGAUUGGUUGGACCAAGGCAGAAGAGGAGUUGUUGGAUUUCAAUCAGGCAUUAAACCGUUACCCUACUUAGGGUUGACAUGUAAAACUACACAGUUAAACCAGGAGCUGAGUGUGUUUGUGUGCACAGCAUACACUGACACUGAUGCAAAGUUUAUCCAAAACUUUGUGGUGGAAGGAGGAGGCCUGGUGAUUGGUGGACAUGCCUGGUACUGGGCAUCAACACACAUCGGUCAAAACCCAAUGCAAGACUUCUCAGGCAACAAGAUCCUAAACAAAAUGGGAUUGAGCUUGCUCAAAGAACAUACAAGAGCAGGUGUCUACAAAGCUCCUGAUCCAAGCCAGGUCCAAAAAUUCCACAUCCGUAAUCUUGUGAACAGCUUUGCUGGUCAUGUUCUAGAGGACAAAGAACUCCCCAGGAAAAAUGACGAUCACCAUAAAAAGCUAGAAGAUUUUGCAUCAUUCUUGAAGAUGCAGGCUCACGACUGCUUCUCCUACAUAGAGAUUCUUUCCAUUUUGACUCACAUCUUGAAGAAAAGGGGGAUUCCACAGUUGUCGACCAAGCUUGUCCGGAGGGGAUGGGUGAUCCAGAUUGGAUGCCAAAGCGAUGUACUGAAGCAGGAGGAGUUAUGGAGAGCGCCAUGUGUCAUCAAGAGGUUCCCUGUUACAGCUGAAAGGAUGCAGGUGUGGAACAUGUGGGGAGGACUCAUCUACCUGCUGGCUCCACGUGAUGUAAAGGUGGAGGAGGAGGAAAUCGUGGUUCAGCAGGCUGUUUCUGCUCCUUAUUACAAGUCUGGGGUAACAACAGCAGCUGAUUGGUCCUCUCUGCGCCAAGCUCCGGCACCCUGGGCAGAGAUGGAGUUUGACAACAUCAUCCUCACUGUACCGUCGCACAUCGUUCGAGACCUGGAGAGCCCUCUGGAGGUGGGGAAAAUCUGGAAUGACAUCAUGAAGGGUGUUGCAGACCUGGCUGUCAUUCCACAGAAAUUCAUACGCAAGGAACGCAUUGUGGCUGAUGUGCAGAUUUCAGCUGGGUGGUUGCAUUCCGGCUAUCCUAUUAUGAUGCACUCUUCAAUAGGAGGUGAGCUGUUUAACCCAGAGGAUGCAAGAACCAAAGGUCUGUGGGGAGAAGUUCAUGAACUGGGACACAAUCAACAGAGAACCUGCUGGGAGUUUAGUCCCCACACUACAGAAGCCACAUGUAACCUUUGGUCAGUUUACGUGCAUGAGGAGGUGUUGGGACUCAACAGAGCAAAGGCUCAUCCCGAGAUGACCUCACAGAGUCGGAAGAAAUGGGUGGAGAAGUACGUUAAAGAGGGCAGGAAGCUCAGCAACUGGAAGGUUUGGACUGCUCUGGAGACAUACCUGCAGCUCCAGGAAAGGUUUGGCUGGGCUGUCUUUAAGAGAGUGUUUGCUCGCUAUCAUGACAUGAGGAACUUUCCUGUACACAACGAAGAAAAGAUGAACCUCUACGCCGAGACUUUCUCCAAAGCCACAGAGAUGAACCUGACUGGAUUCUUCAAAGCCUGGGGAUGGCCCAUCAAACCAGCCACUGAAGAGAAACUGUCCAGACUGCCUCCUUGGAUCGAUCACCCCAUGGCCCAAUAUUCCUAGAAAUCCAACUAGAUCGCACUCAGAGCUUAGUGACAUGGAUUAGUUGAUGAUAGAUCUUGAUUGUCUUGUUUUCCUAUUUUAAUGGUAGAAAUCUUUAAUAAUAAACAAGCUUGCAUAUCAUAUUGGAUAAACAAAUAUAUGUGAUUAUAUUUUUAAAGAUGGUGUAGGAGCCGUUUGUCCUUAAUUUAUCGCCACCAGGGGACGUACUUAAUUUUGAAUUUCCAAUUGUUUGAUGGGGGAUGGGAUUAUUUAAGGUCAAC